This is a messenger RNA of Aspergillus homomorphus CBS 101889, 1719 nucleotides long. RefSeq names its product putative long-chain-fatty-acid-CoA ligase. Bases 1 to 1719 code for a protein of 572 amino acids. NCBI's taxonomy places the organism in Eukaryota, Fungi, Ascomycota, Eurotiomycetes, Eurotiales, Aspergillaceae. Gene Ontology annotation, biological process: fatty acid metabolic process. The transcript has 5 exons. Gene Ontology annotation, molecular function: medium-chain fatty acid-CoA ligase activity. The record is from RefSeq and is a predicted model, not a curated record.
AUGUCUGAGCGCAAAUCACUUGUCCAUGGGCCAUGCGAUCCCCCUCUGAAAGCCCUUUCGAUUAGCCAGCUUCUCGACGAGCAAGACAACAAGUACGGGUCCAGAGAGGCGAUCGUCGCGUUCAAAACUGGGGCCAGAUUGACGUAUCACGAUCUCAAUCUCAAAACAAAGCAAAUCGCACGAGCCCUUGUCGUCGACGGUGUCCGAUCCGGCGACCGGGUUGCUAUCUUCCUCGGAAACUGUGAAGCCUACGCGGAGAUCUUUCUCGCCAUUGCCCGGAUAGGGGCAAUUGCAGUCCUGCUAAAUAGGACCUAUACCCCCGACGAGACGCAAAAUGUGCUGCGGAGCACCGGAUGCUCGAUUCUGUUCAUCUCGGGUUGUCUCGGCAAUAGUGGCUCCAAUGCAUUUUUGGCUUACCUCGACGGAUUGGACCAGGAGCCAAUAGCCGCUGGUCUACCGUCGUUAAGGCGUAUUGUGUUAGUCGGUGAUGAUCACCAGCUCAACAGUCGUUUGACUCCAUGGAGAUCCUUCCUUGCCGGCGCAGAUGCGGCGAGCCUGUCUCAGCUGAGCCGCCUCGAGAACUCGGUGCCCAGUUCCACGGCGUGCAGCUUCUUUCUGACGAGCGGUACCACCGGCGUUCCGAAGAUCGCCAUGCUGACACACGCAAACAUUAUUAACAACGCCUUUCUCACUGGGCAUCGUAUACCGAUGAGCGAAGAAGAUAUUAUCUGCAAUUGUCUCCCACUGUUCCAUUGCGGUGGGCUUGUCCUAGGGCUGAUUAUUUGCAUUGUCCACGGAGCGUGCGUGGUCUUCCCAGCACUGAGCUUCAGUGCCUCGAGCACAGUCGAGUCUCUUGCGGCGGAGAAGUGCACCGGAAUGCAUGGGGUACCUACAAUGUUCGCUGCCGUUCUCCGCAAGAGACAGAUGGAGCCCAGUCGAGGCCCUCUCCGGCUCAGAACAGGCAUCAUUGGGGCUGCGGCUUUCCCCGAGACACUGUGGCUUCAGAUUAAGGGGGAGUUCGAUAUCGAGAAUCUAUCGCACACCUAUGGGAUGACAGAAACAUCAUGCGCUAGCUUCACGUCCGAUCCAAUGGUCAAUUAUGCGAAGCGGAUGCCACACGCUUUGACAAUUCUGCCUCAUACGAAGGCCAAGGUAAUUGACUGCGGGGGUAACAUCGUCAACGCCGGACAGCGCGGCGAGCUUUGUAUCGCUGGCUACCUAGUGCAGACGGGGUACUUUCAGAACGAAGAGAAAACGCGCGAGGCCUUGAUCCGGGACGAUGACGGCACCCUAUGGAUGCGCACCGGGGAUGAAGCAUUUUUUGACGAGGAUGGACAUUGCAUUGUGACCGGUCGAAUCAAGGAUAUCAUCAUCAGAGGUGGAGAGAAUAUCUACCCCACCGAGAUCGAAGAUCGCUUGAGCCAACAUCCCUCCGUGCUGGAAGCGUGUGUUGUCGGACUGCCGGACGAUCACCUUGGCCAGGUGGUCUCGGCGUUCAUCCAGCAAAGACCAGCGACAGAGCGACCGUCUAACAUCGACCUGGCGGCGUGGGUUUGUCAGACUCUCAGCUGCCAUAAGGCUCCUGUCUGGCUCUUCUGGCUUGGAGAUGAGGGUGUGCCCAGCGAGUUCCCUCUUUCUGGCAGUGGCAAGAUCUGCAAGAAUGUGCUUGAGGAAAUUGGACAGCGGAAUAUGCAUAGUGAGAAGGGGUGCCAUACAUGA